Danio aesculapii is the source of this 4410-nucleotide messenger RNA. RefSeq names its product glutamate receptor, ionotropic, AMPA 1a (gene gria1a). The transcript is spliced from 16 exons. Gene Ontology annotation, biological process: modulation of chemical synaptic transmission; synaptic transmission, glutamatergic. Lineage: Eukaryota; Metazoa; Chordata; Actinopteri; Cypriniformes; Danionidae. Gene Ontology annotation, cellular component: dendritic spine; AMPA glutamate receptor complex; plasma membrane. The record is from RefSeq and is a predicted model, not a curated record. The coding region runs from base 160 to 2904 and encodes 914 amino acids. Gene Ontology annotation, molecular function: AMPA glutamate receptor activity; transmitter-gated monoatomic ion channel activity involved in regulation of postsynaptic membrane potential.
CGAGAGAGGACAGCACGCGCAAAGAGGUGCACCUGUAAUCCACGCUACUCACUCGCCGAUGUGUGGAUAGUGUGAGAGCAUCUAGAAGAUAUUCAACACCACGCGCAUACCCAUGCUUGGGAUUUGGCUUUCUUUAUCUUCGCUAAUGCAAAAGGAAAUAUGCAGCGAAGCCUUACACUGCUCUGCACCAGUUUUCUGGGAUUGUGCUUCGGUUCCAGUUUUCCGAGUAAUAUCAACAUAGGAGGGUUAUUCCCAACCGAAUCACACGAAUAUGAAGUGUUUCGUUUUGCGCUCUCGCAUCACCAGGAUAUCCCUAAACUGGUACCUCAAGUGGAUAUGGUCAAAUUGGGCAAUAGCUUCUCCAUGACUUAUGCGUUUUGUUCACAGUUCUCCAAAGGAGUGUACGCAAUCAUUGGUGUCUACGACAGGAAGACCGUCAACAUGUUGAUGUCGUUCUGUGGUGCGCUACAUGUCUGCUUCGUGACGCCCAGCUUCCCUAUGGAAAACUCAAACCAGUUUGUCAUCCAGCUGAGGCCUGAACUGCAGGACGCCCUGGUUGGUGUAAUCGAGCACUACAGGUGGUCCAAGUUUGUCUACAUGUACAGCUCGGACUCUGGACUGUCUGUUCUGCAGAAGGUUCUGGACACAGCAGCAGAACAUAACUGGCUGGUGACCUCUGUGAACGUGGAGACAAUGACAGAGGCGUCCUUUCUCAAAGUGUUCCAGGAUCUGGACAAAAAGAAGGAGGGCCAGAUCAUCAUCGAUUGCGAGCUGGAGAGACUCACCUCCAUUCUGAAGAAGAUCAUCGAGCUGGGGAAGAACGUGAAGAGCUACCACUACAUCCUGGCGAACCUGGGAUUUUUGGACAUUGACCUGACGGAGUUUAAGAAGGGUGAGGCGAAUGUAACAGGCUUUCAGCUGGUGAAUUACGCAGAUCCCAAUGUCAGUAGGACAGUUCAGCAGUGGAUGGAGUUUGACAAUAAAGAUGCCAAAGUUCCCAAGCGAAGACUGAAGUACACUGGAGCUCUCACAUAUGAUGGGGUCAAAGUCAUGUCCACAGCUUUCCAGAACCUCCGCAGGCAGAGGAUAGAUAUAUCUCGGCGCGGAAAUGCUGGAGAAUGUCUGGCCAACCCACCGGCACCCUGGGGCCAAGGCAUCGACAUUCAGAGAGCGCUUCAACAGGUUCGGAUUGAAGGCUUAACAGGACACAUUCAGUUUAACGAGAAAGGACGAAGGACAAACUACUCUAUCAGUGUGAUGGAGCUCAGGCCGACGGGACCGAAGAAAGUGGGUUACUGGAAUGAGGAUGAGAAAUUUGUGAGCACGGCGGCCUACAUCCCGGGAAGUAAUGAGACUUACGGACUUCAGAACCGCACAUAUAUUGUUACCACUAUUCUGGAAUCUCCAUAUGUCAUGCUGAAGAAGAACCACGAACAUUUCACAGGAAACGAUAAGUAUGAAGGUUAUUGUGUGGAACUGGCAGCAGAGAUCGCCAAACACGUGGGAUACCACUACAUACUCAAGAUAGUGGCUGAUGGGAAAUAUGGAGCCAGAGAUGCAGAGACCAUGAUGUGGAAUGGGAUGGUAGGAGAGCUUGUCUAUGGUAAAGCUGAUGUAGCUGUGGCCCCGCUGACCAUCACCUUAGUCAGAGAAGAAGUGAUUGAUUUCUCCAAGCCAUUUAUGAGCCUCGGCAUCUCCAUCAUGAUCAAAAAGCCCACCAAAUCCAAGCCUGGCGUCUUCUCCUUUCUGGACCCUCUGGCCUAUGAGAUCUGGAUGUGUAUUGUGUUUGCUUACAUCGGCGUGAGCGUGGUGCUUUUCCUGGUCAGCCGCUUCAGUCCCUAUGAGUGGCAUGCAGAUGACUGUGAGGACGGAGCGGAGGACAACCCAAACCAGCCGUCCUCAUCAUCCGCCCAACCGGGUCAGAACCAGCAAAACCAGAACCAGCAGAGUCAGGAGCAAACCAACGAGUUCGGCAUCUUUAACAGCCUCUGGUUCUCACUGGGAGCUUUCAUGCAGCAGGGCUGUGACAUUUCCCCCAGGUCUCUGUCUGGCCGUAUCGUGGGUGGUGUGUGGUGGUUCUUCACUCUAAUCAUCAUCUCCUCAUACACAGCCAACCUUGCUGCGUUUCUCACAGUGGAGAGGAUGGUGUCGCCCAUCGAGAGUGCAGAAGAUCUGGCCAAACAGACUGAAAUUGCUUACGGCACACUAGACGCAGGCUCCACCAAAGAGUUCUUCAGGAGGUCAAAGAUUGCAGUCUUUGAGAAGAUGUGGUCUUACAUGAAGUCAGCAGAUCCCUCAGUGUUUGUGAAAACCACAGAUGAAGGAGUUAUGCGGGUGAGGAAAUCCAAAGGGAAGUAUGCAUACUUGCUGGAGUCCACCAUGAAUGAGUAUAUCGAGCAGCGCAAACCCUGUGACACUAUGAAGGUUGGAGGGAACUUGGACUCCAAAGGCUACGGCAUUGCUACCCCCAAAGGUUCCCCUCUAAGAAUCCCAGUUAACCUAGCGGUGUUGAAACUCAGUGAGCAAGCCGUCUUAGACAAACUGAAAAACAAAUGGUGGUACGAUAAGGGGGAGUGUGGAAGCAAGGACUCCGGAAGAAAGGACAAGACGAGUGCUCUUAGCCUCAGUAACGUGGCUGGGGUUUUCUACAUCCUGAUCGGCGGUCUGGGUCUGGCCAUGCUGGUGGCUCUGGUGGAGUUCUGCUAUAAAUCCAGGACAGAGUCGCGCAGAAUGAAGCAAUCCAUCAACGACGCCAUGCACUGCUCCACGCUGACCAGGAUGAGCGGGAACGGCAGCGGCGGGGAGAACGGGCGGAUCGUCACACAUGACUUCCCCAAAGCUGUGCAGACGCUGCCGUGCAUGAGCCACGCGGCCAGCAUGGGCCUGGGAGCCUCUGGCAUGUGACCAUCUUGACGGAGCGGCACGCGUCACAUGUAACGCACGGACCUCCCGUUCACCUGCCGUCUGCCCCUCUGUCUGUCUGCCCGCCCGCAACAGACGACCGUACUGCCAAAAUGCACUCCAAGACUCUUCUCAGUGAAUAGCCACCAAUAAAACUCUUUUCUAAAGAAAAAGAAAACGUUAAAAAAAAGAGGGGGAAAAUGUGCUGCAAUAACAUGCCUGUGGAACUCUUGGGGGGAGGGACAGUGUUCGUUUGUGUCAUGAAUUAAAAAAAAAAACACUUUAAAAAAUAAAUACCAGAAGUUUCGUGUCCGAUUCGACACUCGCGCUGUGCCAAUAUUAUAAAAACAUGUUUACUUCUGUCUGAGUGUGCAAUAUUUUAGUUAAUAUCAGUGUUCAGCAAUGUUGUCUUGAUUUUUCUUUGCGAGGAUUGGCUCUCCUUUUUCAAAUGAAAUGACAAAUACAGCAUUUCUGUAAGUUCCUUUUCCCUUAUACUUACUACAAAAGAGAACCGCCCAGCAAGUAAUUUUUAUGUCUAAUAGAUGUCUAAUAGACGUCUAAAAAUAGUAAUCUUGGCUGAAACAAGGCUAAAUUUGGGCUGUCAGUGAAAAUCUAAUAGACAUCUAAGAAUAGGCCAAAACUAGACUAGUCAUCAAAUAAACAGAAAUCAAUGACAACACUUAUAAAGUCUGUCUAAUUUGAAGACUAGUCUAGUUUUGGGCUAUUUUUAGAUGUCUGUUAGAUUUUCAUUGACAGCCCAAGUUUAGCUUUGUUUUAGCCAAGCUGUCUACGUUUAGAUGUCUAACACAAAAUUGUUUCUUAGGUAAUGAGCAAGACCUAACAAAAGAUUGACAAUUUCCAGUGCCCCAUAAACAACGUUGCUUAUUUCCCUACUGAUGAAACAUAUCAGCUCAUUUAACGGCCUGUCGAUAGUGUAAAUACUCUGAUGUAAAUCUGAAAGCGAGCGAGGGAUUACGUUUGAUUUGUUGUCGAUCGGUAGAGCAUAGCUGAACUGAACUUGUUGAUUAUCUUGCUCUGUGAUUUCCCCACCUCAUGGACGUUGCAUAGCUGCUACGCCUGGUUUCAGGCGCCAUACCUCAUCGGGACCGGGGAGCGAGACGCCACAUGUUUUGAUUGCCACUUCAUUGGGAACACUUCCUGGGAAAGGAGUUGAGUUUGAGCUCAGCAGUGGGUAAAUUGGCUGUAAUGAGCUAGCCUGUCCCCAUCACAAACCAUCGGAUCUCAUUUAAGGAAAGCCUUUGUGAAUGAUGGUGUUGCUGCGACAAAAACGAUGACAAACUACAAAACUACUAUUGUACGUCCACAUGGAACAUUUUAAACUGUCUGCCACAUCCAAAUGUCAGUCAUCUUGCUUAUAUGGGUAAAAUACUCCAUUAAGGCUUUUUUGACUUGCAGUGAGACAGUUCAGUUAGAAGUGAAAAUUCUGCCAUCAUUUACUCGUGUCUCUUUCUAUUGAAACAUAUUUCUGUUGCAGAAUAAAAAAUGAAA